GUUGGGACCUUCGGGAAAACAUGAUGUUUGCUGAGAUCCCACCCUCGCGCAGCCCCAGCCCGGCCAGGGCUUUAGUGGGACGAGGGAUACACGUACAGCAGCAGCACGCACGGACCCCGGCUCGUGCCCGGCUCCCCAGAAAAGGGAGUCCCUGAGGGGGCUCCUUCUGUGUGUCCCCACGCGGACUUUCUGCCUUGUCCACAGAGCUCCUGUUUGGCCAAGCCCGGGCCCAGCCUCGCCAGGUGAAUGGUGUCCUGGGAGGGUCCGUCCUGCUCUCCCCGGCUCUGCCCCCCGACGCGAGGGUGAGGGAAAUCGAGUGGAGCUUUUCGGCCGGCACCGGCACAACGAUCCAGGUGGCGGAGUUCAGCCCGGGCAGGUUUGAGCGCCCCGACCCCGGCGACCGCUUCAAGCAGAGGCUGGAGAUGUUCAACGAGACGGCGCUGCGGAUCGGGGCGCUGGAGCUGGGCGACAGCGGGGUCUACGGGGCUCGGAUUAAAUUGCACCCGGCGCUGGUGGAGGAUCAGUCCUUCAACCUCUCUGUCUAUGAGUCAGUGCCAAGCCCCCGGACCCGCAGUCAGGUCCUGGCCAGCACAGUGGAGUGGUGCAACCUCACGCUGCAGUGCCAGGGCUCGGGCAAGGGCGCCGUGAACGUCACCUGGAAGAAGGGCAACACCACCCGGGAGCUGGGCUCCGACCGGCACCAGCUCUCCUCGGACGGGACUGUGCUGCGCCUGGCCCUGCCGCCCAGCGCCGCUAACGCCACCUACGUCUGCACCGUCAGCAACCCAGCCGAUCAGAAGGUCGUCUUCUUUGACCUGCAAACUAUCUGCCAAGGCGAAGGGGGACAGACAUCCUUCUCGAAGUCGGGAUACAUCGUGCUGACCCUCAUCCUGUUGACCGUGAGCAUGGGGGGAGCCUUCUGGUGCUGGCGGCUGAACAGCGAGAAAUCGGCAGACCCAG
Struthio camelus australis is the source of this 960-nucleotide messenger RNA. NCBI's taxonomy places the organism in Eukaryota, Metazoa, Chordata, Aves, Struthioniformes, Struthionidae. The record is from RefSeq and is a predicted model, not a curated record.